Bursaphelenchus okinawaensis is the source of this 975-nucleotide messenger RNA. The record is from the annotation of a GenBank genome assembly. NCBI's taxonomy places the organism in Eukaryota, Metazoa, Nematoda, Chromadorea, Rhabditida, Aphelenchoididae.
AUGUUACGUAUAACCGUCGAUAAUCAUAAAAGUUGUUUGAGAGUACUAUUGGGACCAACAGGAGGUUUUAUAAAAGUGUCUUGGCAAUAUGUAUGUCCUAUUGUUAUAUCGGUAAGUGAUAUAGUAAUUUUCAGUAAUGUUGGUGAAUACUAAAGUAGUUUACAAUUACAUUAGUGAAAACUAUAGUAAUUUACUAUUAUAUUGGAUAUAUUUUUAACUUUUUUAAAACACUGUCUUUAUGCUCUUGUGUAAUACAAUCUCCAUUUUAGUUAGCCUUGUUGAUGGACCUACUCGAGACCCCAAAAAACCGCUCAGUAAUGGCAGGUGACUCUCACCUAUGGCAUAUCUUGUCUGUUAUUACUAUUCUACCUCUGCCUACCAUGGUCAUAUACUAUCUUUUCAAAAAGGACAAAAACGCUUUUAAAUCAGAAGGUUGGAGGAAGAUACCUAUUCCAGUGGACAAUAACAAUAUCAAUAAUAUUGAUAAUGUUGAAGAAGGUCAAGAUGAAUGGCUUGAAAAUUACAAAUCUAAUAGGACUAGGAAGGAUACUACUGUUAAUCAAAAUAUUGUAGCUUUACCGUGCAGUAGCUUUGUACAAACAGAGUUUUCGUGUAGUGGGUAGGUUAAUAUUAUUACAUAUAAUAAUCAUUUAAAGUAUUGUAGUAUAGUACGCAUAAAAAACUUAUUUUUUAAUUUUUGGUUUACUGCUUGAGUCAAAUGUAUUAACAGUUACAAUAUUAUACUUACAAUGUAUGUUUACUUUGACUUUUUACAGAGCUGGUUACUUUGAGUUACUCCAACCUACAUCUAGACAAAAUGAUGACUUUGAAGAGGCUACUACAGCUACUGUACAUGAUGAAGGUAAUGAAAGACGAAGUUUGUUAAGUGUUCAUUACAGUGGUAAAAGUGGAAGUAACAGUAGCAUUAACUCUGUUAGCCUUUGUAAUUUGACUGGCCAACCUACGUUUUUAUAA